AACAUCUUUCAGGCACAGAGCGUUGUCGUGGAAGUAUUGUUUUUGUCAAUAUUUCUUCUUGCAAGCAAAACAGAGAUAGAGAGAGAGAGAGAGAGGACAGGGUCACAGGGGGGAUGGGGAUGGUGGCAAAUCUGUUAAUAUCAUGAAAAAGAACUCUCUGCUUUUAGAUUUCCAUUACCCUUUUCUCUCUUCCUCUCUAUUACCUUAAAAGUUUUCUUUUUUUGGUUCCCUUUUUCACUUCUUUAUUGCUGAUUUUUAAGCUUCAGAUUACUUAACUUGUUAAUAGCUAAUUAUUUCUAGGAAAAUUUGGUAAAGGGGUAAUCAUUUUCUGUUGAUUUAGAUUGGAAAGUUUCUUCCUUUUUCUGCGAGAAGCAGGAGGUGUGUAUGUUCUCUGUUUUCUUUUUUUAAUAUAGAGUUCGACUGUUUUAAGGUUCUGGUUUGCUUCUUCUUUUUUUUUUUUUGGCAAUAAAGCUUAUGUUUUGGUUGAUUAUCCUCCGUGGGUAAUAAGAAUCAAGGUAGAAUAGGUGAAGAAGUAAGAGAUAUUUUGCAGAGGAGUGUUUUAAAGAAAGCAUAUUGAAUUGUGUGAGAUUCUGGCUGAUGGGUAUCUUAGAUCUUCAAAUCUAGCAUGGGAUCCUCUCCUUUAAAGCUCGAAAGAACUUGGUUGUGUUGUAGAUCUUCCAAUUCUUGGAUUAGGUACAUACGUAUAUCUAAACAUAUUCCGCUUGUUUGGGGUUUGAGAGAUUAGUGUUUUACAUUGAUGGAUUGAACUAGUACUUGUUUUGGCUGCAAUGUUAAGAGCUAUAGCUCUUGUAUUAUUGGUGUUUCAGCUUGUUGUCUCAGUUUCUGGCAAUGAUUGCACAUGUGAUGAUGAAGGCUUUUGGAGUAUACAUCGCAUUUUAUACUGCCAAAGAGUGAGUGAUGCACUUAUUGCUGUAGCCUAUUUUUCAAUCCCCCUUGAGAUUCUUUUCUUUGUUAGCUGCUCAAAUUUUCCAUUCAAAUGGGUGCUUCUUCAGUUUGUAGCAUUUAUAGUCCUUUGUGGAUUAACACAUUUGCUCAAUAUAUGGACUUACUAUGGCCCCCAUUCAUUCCAGUUAAUGCUAUCCCUCACCAUUGCCAAAUUUCUCACAGCCCUUGUUUCAUGUGCAACUGCCAUAACUCUUUUGACUUUGAUACCUCUCCUUCUUAAGUGGAAGGUAAGAGAGCUGUUCUUGAAGCAAAAUGUGUUGGAAUUGGGCCAAGAGGUAGGAAUGAUGAAGAAGCAGAAGGAAACGAGUUUGCACGUUAGGAUGUUAACGCGGCAAAUCAGGAAGUCACUUGAUAAACAUAACAUAUUGUACACCACUCUGGUUGAGCUUUCUAAGACACUAGAUUUGCAGAAUUGUGCAGUGUGGAUGCCAAGUGAGAAUAUGAUGGAGAUGAACCUCACUCAUGAGUUGAAGCCAAGUUCUUCUAAGAGUUUUCGGUUUUCUAUCAAAAUUAAUGAUCCUGAUGUGUUGGAGAUAAGAGAAAGCAGGGGGGUGAGGAUUCUGAGACCAGAUUCAGCCCUUGGGAUUGCAAGUGGGGGUGGGGGUGGGUCUGAUGAGUCAGGUGCUGUGGCAGCAAUUCGAAUGCCAAUGCUCCAGGCUUCUAACUUCAAAGGAGGGACACCAGAGUUUGUUGAUACUUGUUAUGCUAUACUGGUCUUGGUUCUUCCUGGUGCAAAUUCUAGGGUCUGGAGUUAUCAUGAAUUGGAAAUCGUGGAAGUGGUUGCUGACCAGGUAGCUGUGGCUUUAUCGCAUGCCGCGGUUCUUGAAGAAUCUCAGCUGAUGAGAGAAAAACUGAGUGAGCAAAACCAUGCUUUGCAGCAAGCAAAAAAGAAUGCGAUGAUGGCAAGCCAGGCUAGGAACUCCUUUCAAAAGGUGAUGAGUCAUGGAAUGAGGAGGCCUAUGCAUUCUAUUUUAGGCCUGCUUUCAAUGUUUCAAGAUGAGAACAUUAGUGGUGAUCAAAAGAUCAUUGUUGACACACUGGUAAAGACCAGCAGUGUGCUGUCGGCAUUGAUAAAUGAUGGAAUGGAUAUUUCAGUGAAAAAUAAUGGAAAGUUCGCAAUGGAGAUAAGAAGCUUUCGGCUGCAUUCUAUGAUCAAGGAGGCUUCUUGCCUUGCUAAAUGCUUAUGUGUAUAUAGAGGCUUCGGUUUUGAAAUUGAUGUUCAAAGCACUUUGCCUGAUCAAGUGAUAGGUGAUGAGACGAGGGCAUUUCAAUUGAUUUUGCAUAUGGUUGGAUAUCUCUUGGAUGCCUAUCAGAAAGGAACUUUGCUCUUUCGGGUAGUCUUAGAGAGUGGUAGUGAAGAAAAAAUUGACAGAACAUUAGGAAUGUGGAGAUCAUCUUUGCCAGAUAACUAUGUUUGCGUAAAGUUUGAAUUUGAGAUCAUGGAGAGAAAUUCUGUGUCAGAAGAUUCAAUCAUAAAUCAACAUUCCUCUGCCAGGAGGCACAGGAGCAAUCAAAUUGAGGAGGGACUUAGCUUUGGCAUGUGCAAAAAGCUUGUGCAGAUGAUGCAUGGUAAUAUCUGGGUAUCCUCAAACUCCAUUGGUGUAGCUCAAAGCAUUGCACUUGUUCUCAGGUUUCGGAUCCAACCAUCCUUUGAAAGAGCCAUAUUUGCUUCUGGGAGUUCCUUGGAGCAACCAAGAUCGUACUCCAAAUUUAGAGGCAUUCGAGCUAUACUAGCUGAUGAUGAUGAUGUAAACAGGACUGUUACAAAAAAACUGCUAGAGAAGCUAGGGUGCGUAGUAACUGCUGUUUCAUCUGGAUUUGAAUGCCUUAGUGCUUUGAGCAAUGCGGAAAAUACUUUCAGAAUUGUGAUAUUGGAUCUUCAAAUGCCGGAAAUGGACGGAUUUGAAGUGGCAAUGAGAAUUCGGAAGUUCCAUAGUCACACCUGGCCGGUGAUCAUAGCCCUCACAGCCAGUGCAGAGGAUCAUAUAUGGGAGAGAUGCCUGCAUAUUGGCAUGAAUGGAGUGAUUCGGAAACCUGUUCUCUUACAAACAAUGGCAGAUGAACUUCGGAGAGUUCUGCAACAGGCAGGUGGAGUGUGAGGCUGAAGUCAUGAAAAUGAUCUGGCAUUGAUUCUAUUAAAAGCCUUUUUGGGUUUCAUUCUGAGAUCCAAGAUUUGAAGAAAGUAGCAAAUUCACACUCCAAUUUCUCAUGUGAUUUCCUAAACAAAUGAUGCUAACCAUGAUCAUGUUGAAUCUAAGAGUUUCAUGUAAUGGGUUACAUCAUUUUAUCAGGCUACUUGUUUAUUGGAGAAAGCAUGGUAUCAGCUACCAUGGGUUAAUAUAAUGUAAUAUUCACAGAACACAAAAUUGAUAUUGUAAUUCAGGUCUUUGAAACCAGAAGAACAGAAUAACAAAUUCCCCUUAUUUUGCUUGGUAUCC
This is a messenger RNA of Carica papaya (papaya), 3404 nucleotides long. It is a transcript of the gene EIN4, whose product is annotated as Signal transduction histidine kinase, hybrid-type, ethylene sensor. Gene Ontology annotation, cellular component: endoplasmic reticulum; endoplasmic reticulum membrane. The record is from RefSeq and is a predicted model, not a curated record. Gene Ontology annotation, molecular function: protein binding; ethylene binding; ethylene receptor activity. Gene Ontology annotation, biological process: response to ethylene; phosphorelay signal transduction system. Lineage: Eukaryota; Viridiplantae; Streptophyta; Magnoliopsida; Brassicales; Caricaceae.